Messenger RNA from Phyllostomus hastatus (greater spear-nosed bat), 1406 nucleotides. It is a transcript of the gene B3GALT6, whose product is annotated as beta-1,3-galactosyltransferase 6. Bases 1 to 996 code for a protein of 331 amino acids. Lineage: Eukaryota; Metazoa; Chordata; Mammalia; Chiroptera; Phyllostomidae. The record is from RefSeq and is a predicted model, not a curated record. Gene Ontology annotation, biological process: glycosaminoglycan biosynthetic process. Gene Ontology annotation, cellular component: membrane. Gene Ontology annotation, molecular function: UDP-galactosyltransferase activity. The transcript has a single exon.
AUGAAGCUGCCACGGCGCGCGUGGCGGCACCGGACGACGCUGGGCCUGGUCGGCCUGGUGCUGUGCGGCGCCGCGCUCCUCUAUCUGGCGCGCUGCACGGCCGAGGGUCCUGGUCCGUCGCCCGGCCGCAGCCCCGGGGCCCUGCCCGUCGGACCCGGACGCGCCAGUGCCUUCCUGGCUGUGUUGGUGGCCAGCGCGCCGCGGGCGGCGGAGCGGCGCAGCGUAGUCCGCGGCACGUGGCUGGCGGCGGCGCGGCGCGGCGGCCCCGGCGACGUGUGGGCGCGCUUCGCAGUGGGCACGGCCGGCCUGGGCGCCGAGGAGCGGCGCUCCCUGGAGCGCGAGCAGGCGCGGCACGGGGACUUGCUGCUGCUGCCCGCGCUGCGCGACGCCUAUGAGAACCUCACCGCCAAGGUGUUGGCCAUGCUGUGCUGGCUCGAUGAGCACGUAGGCUUCGAGUUCGUGCUCAAGGCAGACGACGACUCGUUCGUGCGGCUGGAUGCGCUGCUGGCCGAUCUGCGUGCCCGCGACCCAGUGCGCCGCCGCCGCCUCUACUGGGGCUUCUUCUCAGGCCGCGGCCGCGUCAAGCCGGGGGGUCGCUGGCGUGAGGCGUCCUGGCAGCUCUGCGACUACUACCUGCCCUAUGCGCUGGGCGGCGGCUACGUGCUCUCCGCCGACCUGGUGCACUACCUGCGCCUCAGCCGAGAGUACCUGCGCCUGUGGCACAGUGAGGACGUGUCUAUGGGCGCCUGGCUGGCGCCCGUAGACGUGCAGCGUGAACACGACCCGCGCUUUGACACCGAGUACAAGUCCCGCGGGUGCAACAACCAGUACCUGGUGACGCACAAGCAGAGCCUGGAGGACAUGCUGGAGAAGCACCAGACGCUGAUGCGAGAGGGCCGCCUGUGCAAGCAGGAGGUGCAGCAGCGCCUCUCCUACGUCUAUGACUGGUCUGCGCCGCCCUCGCAGUGCUGCCAGAGGAAGGAGGGCGUCCCCUGAGCGCUGCCGCUGCCAUGAUGGAGGGGCAGCAGCAGUGGGUCCCUUUUGGGUCCCGGUCUUACACCGGGAAAGGUGACACGUCUGGCUGGAUGAGCCCAGCGCUCGAGGGGAACCUGGUCUCGUGACCACUGGGGCUUUCGGGCAAAUGCCACACAGCAACGGACAGCUCUUAGGCCCCUGCCCCAUCAGUGGCCACACCUCCAGUCUUGCUCCAAAGCAUCUUGCUCUGGGUCUGGGAGACCCUGGGGCUGCUAGGGCAACGAAUGCGUCAUGUCCAGGUGGAGGUGUCCUGCCCCUAGAUUUCAGCCAGCAUUUGCCUGGACUGGGAAGAUGCCCAGCUUCGGGUGUGAGCCGGGGAGAAACUUCCCAGUCUGUGGAAGGUUCUGGCCCUCCCCCCACAACUCCCCCAC